Messenger RNA from Lodderomyces beijingensis, 1512 nucleotides. NCBI's taxonomy places the organism in Eukaryota, Fungi, Ascomycota, Pichiomycetes, Serinales, Debaryomycetaceae. The record is from the annotation of a GenBank genome assembly.
AUGCACAUUGAACCUAGCCAAUGUACUCUGCGGGAUGUAUUAAACUAUAUCUCGUCUUUGAAAGGGUUGGCGAGCAAACUAAAGCGUCAAGUGACUGAGCUUGAUGGGGCAAACAAAACAUUGAAAAGUGAGUUGGCAAAAGCUGAAAACGAGGUUUCAAUUCUACGCGAGAGCUCAAAAGAGGAACGCGAUGCUGUGACUAAACUAGCAGCCUGGAGAAAUGACUGGAAAACGUUUGAGAAUGAAAUGAAUCAGGAGUUGGCUCUCAAGGAGGCAGAAGUCAACAAGUGGAAGAACAAGGUGCUCGAAAAAAGCGAAAAAGAAAAUCAAUUGGCAAAGAGUGUCGAACGACUCGAAAAAGAUCUUUCAAGCAAGAAUGAGGAAAUAAAAAAGUUAAAGGAUGAUCUGCUCAAAAAGACGCAGAUGGAAAACCAGAUGGAGACUCGAAUUGAACUGCUCGAGAAGGAUCUUUUAAGCAAAGAUGAGGUAUCCCAGAAGGUGCAGAAAGAGUUGCUCGAAAAGAUGCAGCACGAUAAAAUGGAACACGAAGCGCUUAAAAGGAAAGAAAUUGACAUUCUACACAGCGAGUUGGCCCAGGAAAACUCUAGAGCAGACCAGAUGGCCCAACUGAUCCAAAGCCUCGAGGAAAAGUUAUCUUUGAAAGAUGCGCACGUGAUCAAAUUGAAGAACAAACUAUCAGAAACGACCACCAGGGAGGAUCAAAUGGCAAUGGAGAUGAAACGUUUACAAAAUGAGCUCGCUAUAACCAAGCGCAAUAACGAGACAAAGAAUCGCGACCUCCUUCACCGUAAUCAUCUUUUGAAGAAGGAGACGGUGGACUGCAAAAGGAGAGAAAAGGAGAUUGUGAGCACGAUGAAGCACUUGGAGCAAGAUGUGCAGCUCACUCGCAGCGAGAUUGAAGCAAAGAGUGACGCGUUGGAAAGGGUAAAAAGCCAAGAAGAAGCCAUCUAUGGGGAAUUGGAAAUGAUGAAGAAUGAAUUUGCAUGUUUCAGAAAACAGUUUGCUGACGAGAUGGCAAUAAAUAAACCCCCGAGACAUGCUCCCGGUCAGAUAACUUCUGCAGUAUCGCAAGCUUUUGCCACACUAGUCGAGGAGACGGAAAGAAACGUGAAUAGUAGCGGUAGCAAGUCUUUCAAUGGUGCCGACACCGUCAACCUUUGCCUGUUGUACGAGAACAACUACUUUGAAGCCUUGAAUGAGAGCAGAGACAAUCGUAAUUCUCGCAUAUUCAGCCAGGAAUUGAGCAAAAAUUUGCUCAAAUUGACCUGUGGCUAUUGCGAAAAGUUGAUCCCGCGGGAGGAAAAGCAAAUUGCUUACUUGAAACUGCUCGUUAAAGACUUGCUGCAGAAGAAGUUUGAGCCAAGCGACGACGACAUUAACUACUUGAGCCGCCAGGUUGUUAAGACCGUUGCCUAUUUGUUUUCCAAACUGCUUAAAACUGCUCUCGUGGUAGAAAAGAAAAACCUCAAAAUGCCGCUAGAGGCAAUAUAA